Glossina fuscipes is the source of this 2055-nucleotide messenger RNA. Its product is annotated as suppressor protein SRP40. The transcript is spliced from 3 exons. Lineage: Eukaryota; Metazoa; Arthropoda; Insecta; Diptera; Glossinidae. Bases 292 to 1695 code for a protein of 467 amino acids. The record is from RefSeq and is a predicted model, not a curated record.
UCAUCAGCUGUUUGCGAACGUUUCAAACGUAAAAAAAUUCAUUUUGCGUUAGUUUUUUUUUCUUCUAAAAUAGUUGCCCGACAAAAAUCCUGAAACUGAAAGCAAUAUUGGAAAAUUCUGACAAAAAUAAUAAAAAUUUUAAUAAACCAUAAAGUGCAUUACAUACAUAAUAUAUAAUUUGAACACGACAGAUUGUGAGCAAAAUUUGUUAACACGCAACUAACUGCUUGCUGGUGUCUCGGUAAUCGAGCAUUCGAAGUCGAUCAAAGGCAAACUGUUAAUUUUUGUCAAAUGGAGAGCAAAAACGAGGAUUCGGGCGGCAGUGACUCUUUGGAUAAAACUUUGCAACAAAAAUGUAAAAUGGACGAUGUUGGGCAAGGAGAAGGUAAAGCAGAAUUGACGGCCGAUAGCGGUGGCGACGGUGCGAAUGUAAGAGAUAAGCCGAAAGAAAACGAAUUGGUCCAAUGUGAGCAACAACAGAAUUCCUCCUCUAAACCACAAAAGACUGAGACUUAUCUAAUGGGUGAUGGCAUUAAUGCAGCGGCCACUGAGGCCAGAGAAUCUUCUCUGAGGUACUUCAAGGCUAGCAGUACAAUAAGUAAUACAAUAUUCUCACGGGAGGAUAGCGACAGCAGUAGUAGUAGCAAUAGUGUUAAUAACUCCAUUAAUAGCAGCAGCAAUAGCGGCAGCAGCCAUAAAAUCAAAUGUACGGGUUCUCAUAAUAUAGAAACAAAAGUUAAACAGAUUUCUCAAAAUUUGCAAGAAACCAGUCUGGAAACACUGUUCCCAGCUUUAGGUGGGGACAAAUCUACAACAACAAAGCUAUCGACCGAAGAAAAUCCAAUCAUCACCCCAUCAAUAACAUCAACCGGUACGUCUUCAGAUGCUUUGCCAGGUUCAAGUACGUCGUCAACCGCUGUAUUAGACAAUGAGCAACCAGGACCUUCACGUUCUAAUUCAGCCACUAAUUCCGACAGUACGCUGUCGCAUUCUGAAUUGGAUUCAAGUUCUUUAGCUGCCAAUGAUUCUAUGGAAGACGCCAGUGACCAUCGGUCUAAGAAGGUGCGUUUUCAUCCCGACGCUAAAGAAAACGAUGGCGGCAAUAGAAUUAUACCCAAAAAGAAAAAGAAAAUCAAAUUGCAGCCGACUGAUGAGAGUCCCAGCGUUAGUGCAAAGGUGUCAGGCAGCGAUUCAACUGACAUGGAAUUCGAUGAAAGCGGUGAAGAAGAAAUGUACGAAGAAGAAGAGGAAUUCGAUGUAGAAAAAACGAUAGCGGAGUCUGAAAAUUAUUUAAAACUACAUCCUAUAACGUUCGUACCCUCGCCAGCGCUAAAUACAUCCACAAGAGUACCUAGUAGCACAGGAAUAAUGAAGGAAGAAGACCUCCAAUCAGACGAAAAAAUAAAUGAUCAGUUAGAAGAGGAAACCGAGCUAGAAGCUGCUGCCGAAAAUGGCGUCGAAUGCAUAUUAGGAAAAAAAACCAUAAAUGGAGAGUGUUCUUUUGUUUUAAAGUGCUCUUACUUAUUACGCUAUGUGGAUAAGGCUGGCUCGUAUUGGGAACCUGAAGAUUUUAUAAAUAAAAACUGCCCAAAAUUGCUCAACAAAUACGAGGAGAGUCAACAAAUCCAACAGGAUCGUUUAAUGUGUUAUGUUGCCCAACGUCAAAAUUUACGUCAAGGUUACACUGACUUUUAAAAGUGCAUUUCUGUAGAGAGUAUUCAUAAAGAAGUCAUACGAAAAAAGUUGAGUAUUGAAAUUUAAAAACCAAGAUUUAAGUUAUCUGGAAUGAAAUCAAAAGAUUUUCUAUUUAAAAUACCUUUCCAAUUUUACUGGUUAUAACUGAAAUCUUGUUCUUGUAUAAAUUCUUAGAACUGCAAUCUCCACAAUAAUUGAAAUAAUUUGUAAUCUUUGAUUAUGUUAAAAAUGAACACGCAUUGGCAAAAUAUUCAUCAAAUAUUUAAUUAUUAAGGAGCAUAAUGUAAGCGGCUUAUUUUUUUGUAAUAUUUUUUGCCUAAAAGUAAAGAAUUGAACAACCUUAAAUAUAAUUUAUUUGAU